Messenger RNA from Taeniopygia guttata (zebra finch), 3515 nucleotides. The record is from RefSeq and is a predicted model, not a curated record. Lineage: Eukaryota; Metazoa; Chordata; Aves; Passeriformes; Estrildidae.
ACAGAGCGAGCCUGGAAAGUGCCAACACUCCUGAGAGAAGACGGGAGAGAGGAGGGAGGACAGAAAUCGCAGUUAUUUAUAACGCCAGGCAGCUCCCGGGGCUCUCCAGUCUCUCCUCAAAGCCGCGGCGGGGAGGUCGCUCCCCAAAAUCCUGCCGAGCUCCUGCCAGCGCAAUAUUUGCUCCGGGAUCUGGGGCGGGCACCCGGCGGGAGCCACCCGCCCAUGCUGCCGGUGCCAGGGCAGAGCCCGCAGCAGCCUGUGCACAGGAGGAGCGCAGCUCGGUGAGUCCGGCUCGGCCGCUUUUAGGUCCCUCCAGCGCCAUGCCUUGGGCCACCACCAUCAUCCUCAUCCUGGCCGGGCUCUGCGGCUCCUCCCUGGGCCAGUACAACGAGGAGGAGGACCUGGCGUGGCUCCAGUACUACCUGCGGCAGUCCCGCGUCUCCUCCUACAACUACGUGCCCUACUACGAGGAGGAGAGCCCCGCCUACGCCUACUCCUACCCCUCGGCCACCGACACCGAGCCCGAGCCCGAGCCCGAGCCGCAGCAAGCCGCGCCCUGGAGGUGUCCCCAAGAGUGUGACUGUCCCCCCAACUUCUCCUCGGCCAUGUACUGCGACACCCGCAACCUGCGCUACCUGCCCUUCGUGCCGUCGCGCAUGAAGUACGUUUAUUUCCAGAACAAUCUGAUCACCUCCGUCCAGGAGGGCGCCUUCGACAACGCCACGGAGCUGGAGUGGCUGGCGCUGCACAACAACCAGAUCGGCAGCGAAAAGAUGGGGAAAAGGGUUUUUGGGAAGUUGCAGCGCCUGGAGAGGCUCUACAUGAACAACAACAACCUGACCAGGCUGCCCGGCCCGCUGCCGCGCUCGCUGCGAGAGCUCCACCUCUCCUACAACCACAUCUCCAAGGUGCCUUCCAAUGCUCUGGAGGGGCUGGAGAACCUCACGGCGCUCUACCUCAGCCACAACUUCAUCUUCGAGAUGGGCGCGUCCCUCAAGGGGCUCAAGUCGUUGAUCCUGGCCGACCUGAGCUACAACAACCUCAGGAAGGUCCCCGACGGGCUGCCGGCCUCCCUGGAGCAGCUCUACCUGGAGUACAACUACAUCAACGCCAUCCCCGACGAUUAUUUCCAGGUGUCCCCCAGGCUGCUCUACGUGAGGAUGUCCCACAACAGCCUGACCAACCAAGGGCUCUCCAGCAACACCUUCAACAGCAGCAGCAUCCUGGAGCUGGACCUCUCCUACAACCGGCUGCAGAAGAUCCCGCGGGUCAACACCAACCUGGAGAACCUCUACCUGCAGGGGAACCAGAUCAACGAGUUCUCCAUCAGCAGUUUCUGCUCCGUGGUGGACGUCAUGAACUACUCGCGGCUCCAGGUGCUGCGGCUGGACGGCAACGCGAUCAAGCGGAACGCGGUGCCCCCGGACGCGCCGCUGUGCCUGCGCCGGGCCACCGUCAUCGAGAUCUGACCACCCUCAGGACUCGUGUCCCCCUCUCCCAGGGACCCCCCUCAUUCCCGCUUUUCCAUCCCACUCGGCUUCGCGGCAGCGCAAUCGCAGCGCGCUCACGGUUUUCCCGGAAUUCUCCCUUUUCCCGCUUGGAUUGAAGCUCUGAGCUCACCACAGCCACCCCACAAAGCGCCAAAUCCCAAAUCCCAUCCCAAAACCGGGUCUGGGUCUCUGCUGUCACCUUCUGCCCCACACUGGGGUGGGAUUCAUAUUGCCUUGGAAACGGGGAAAUCCCAAAACCCAUCCCAAACCCCAUCCCAAACCUCAUCCCAAACCCCAUCCCAAAACCAGGUUGGGGUCUCCAAUGUCACCUCCUGCCCCACACUGGGGUGGGAUUCAUAUUGCCUUGGAAAUGGGGAAAUCCCAAACCCCAUCCCAAACCCCAUCCCAAAACCAGGCUGGGGUCUCCUCUGUCACCUCCUGCCCCACACUGCGGUGGGAUUAAUCCCGCCUUGGAAACGGGGAAAUCCCAAAUCCCAUCCCAAACCCCAUCCCAAAACCAGGUUGGGGUCUCCAAUGUCACCUCCUGCCCCACACUGGGGUGGGGCUCAUCCCACCCUGGAAACGAGGAAAUCCCAAACCCCAUCCCAAACCCCAUCCCAAAUCCCAUCCCAAACCCCAUCCCAAAACCGGGUCGGGGUCUCCAAUGUCACCUCCUGCCCCACAUUGCGGUGGGAUUCAUCCUGCCUUGGAAACGGGGAAAUCCCAAACCCCAUCCCAAAUCCCAUCCCAAAACCAGGUUGGGGUCUCCUCUGUCACCUCCUGCCCCACACUGGGGUGGGAUUCAUCCUGCCUUGGAAAUAGGGAAAUCCCAAAUCCCAUCCCAAAUCCCAUCCCAAAUCCCAUCCCAAAUCCCAUCCCAAAUCCCAUCCCAAAUCCCAUCCCAAAACCAGGUUGGGGUCUCCUCUGUCACCCCCUGCCCCACACUGCAGUGGGAUUCAUAUUGCCUUGGAAAUGGGGAAAUCCCAAACCCCAUCCCAAAACCGGGUCGGGGUCUCCAAUGUCACCUCCUGCCCCACACUGGGGUGGGGCUCAUCCCGCCUUGGAAACGGAGAAAUCCCAAAUCCCAUCCCAAACCCCAUCCCAAAUCCCAUCCCAAAACCAGCUCGGGGUCUCCAAUGUCACCUCCUGCCCCACACUGCGGUGGAAUUCAUCCCGCCUUGGAAAUGGGGAAAUCCCAAAUCCCAUCCCAUACCCCAUCCCAAAACCAGGUUGGGGUCUCCUCUGUCACCUCCUGCCCCACACUGUGGUGGGAUUUAUCCCGCCUUGGAAAUGGGGAAAUCCCAAAUCACAUCCCAAAACUGGAUCGGUGUCUCCGCUGUCACCUCCUGCCCCACACUGGGGUGGGAUUCAUCCCGCCUUGGAAACAGGGAAAUCCCAAACCCCAUCCCAAAAUUGGGUCUGAGCCCCCUUGGAAGGAGCACCUGAGGGGUUUGGGAGCUGCAGGAGGGAAGGGUUGAAGAUCUCCAGGCUGGAGGGUCCCUCAGUGUGGGGUGGGGAGGAGCAAAUCCAUCCCUUCCCUUCCUUUUCCCCCUUUUCCAUCAACCUGCUCCAGAAUUAAAAACCCUAAAGGAGAAAAACCCACCCUGAGGAACGGGCUGGGCAUGGGAGAGCUCCCAAAUCUUCAUCCCAAACCUCUGGAUCAGGGCAGGAUGGUGCUGUCACCCCUGGUGUUGUCACCCCUGGUGUUGUCACCCCCAGCUGCCCCUCCCUGAGCUCAGCCCCCUGGGCUAUCCCAAUUUAAACCCCAAAAUUAAUCACAAAACCACGCUGGAAUUCCCUAAAAUUCCCAAAUUCCCCAGCUCAGCCCCUCGGGUGGCUGAGUUUGAGGACCAAGGGGCAGCUGAGCUUUGGGGGUGUCCAAGGUGCUCACCCCGACCCUCCGCGUUGUUCCCGCAUGCAAAAAUCAUUUUUAAAAAUUAAAAAAAAACCCCCAAAAAUGCCAUAAUUUCACCAGCAUGAACUGUAAACCCCAAAACCAUCAAUAAAAACCUUCCAGUAGGUGCA